AUGACAAAACGUCGGCCGAAAAACAAAAAACCAACAGGUUUAAAUCGUUUUUUGGGGAAUUGUUUAUUAAAUGAACGUGAAAAAUUGCGUCAACAGUGUCGGAAAGCACAAGAAGCCUGUAAUGUCGAGAAUCUAAUUGAAAUUAAUAAGGUUAAACUUAUACAAAUACCUGGUAAAAAGAAAUCAUGGGGAAUUGGAGGAGGCAAAAUAAGUCAAAAAGAAGUGAGCAUAAGGGCAUAUAAAAUUGCUCAAAAUAAGGGAUGCAAAUGGUUCCCACUUGUAAUAAGCUUAGUAAGUAAAGUUGAACAAAAGAAUACGGCACAAAAUAUUGACUCCGUAACCGAUGAAACCGGUCUAGAAGAAUUCCUAGCCAAGGCAGAGCUUGCUGGGACAAAUUUUACAGCUGAAAAAGGAGAAUUUUGUGUACUCAACUUAGAAAAUUCGAAAGUCGUUGUAAAUACCAUAAAUGCUGCUCACUCAACGGACGAGCUGUAUGGGAAAUACGGUGAUCGAUUACGAAUUCCUCGUCGGCCACCGAAACAUACAUGGGAAACGGUGGAUGAUUUAAUACGAUUAGAAAAUAUGAAUUUUUUGGAAUGGCGUAAAAAUCUUGCUGAUUUACAAGAGGGUCAUGAUGUACUGUUAACUCCAUUUGAGAGAAACCUGGAGCUGUGGAGACAACUUUGGCGAGUCGUUGAGCGAAGUGAUAUCGUUGUUCAAAUUCUGGAUGCUCGCAAUCCGUUGCUGUUCCGGAACUUGGAUCUAGAAACAUAUGUUAAGGAGUGUGAUGUCGCGAAGCAAAAUAUAUAUUUGAUCAAUAAAGUUGAUUUAUUGUCGAAAGAGCAAAUAGGGAUGUGGAAAAGAUGGUUUUUGGAAAAUAAUGUAGAUGCUGUUUUUUGGUCAGCUUUGGAGCCAGAAGCUAGUUGUUCCAAUAACACAGUAAUAAAGGAGAAGACUGUGCAAUAUGGGAGUGAAUCAUCUAGCAGUUCAAAUGAAAGUGAAAAGAAAAUAGAGAAUGAGGAACAGAAUUUCGAGGAAUCACUUAGCAGUGUAAAAGAAGACGAUGACAGUGGCAAAUGGAAGAAUUCUGAAACGAGGGAACUAAUAUCAUUUUUCAAAUCUCGAGGUCAUAUUCGAGCAGGUGACAUGGGAAGACGUUUUCUUGUUGUUGGAAUGGUUGGUUACCCAAAUGUUGGUAAAAGUUCUACGAUAAAUAAACUGCUGAAUCAGAAAAAAGUAGCAGUAUCGGCCACGCCUGGAAAAACCCGACAUCUGCAAACAUUGGUGAUUGAUGAGGAGCUUAUUUUAUGUGAUUGUCCUGGACUUGUGAUGCCAUCAUUUGCAUUAAGCCGAAGUGAAAUGAUUUUGAAUGGAAUUCUUUCGAUCGAUUAUAUGCGAGAGUACUUAUCUCCCAUUGAAUUACUGUUGACACGUGUCCCGCGCAGAUAUUUUGAAAAAAUUUAUUCAGUGAUGCUGACUGAUGAUGAUGGUGAUGAGGAAACGUUACUUAGUGCACAUGAUCUACUUACAGCAAUUGCAUUCAUUAGAGGCUUUAUGUCAUCAUCUGGCAUAGCGGAUUGUUCGCGGGCGGCACGUUUGGUGCUGAAAGAUGUUGUGAACGGUAAAAUAAAAUGGGCUGCUGCACCACCAAAUAUGGAUCAAAAAGAGUUUGACAAGUUAACUUAUGAUGUUUUGGAUAAAGCGAAUUCAGUGAAACCGAAACCAAAUAGUUGCCUUAGGCAACAGCUUGAGAAGCGUCAUUUAUUGCAAGAUAUGAAACGUUCAGAUAGAUUGCUCGAUGAACAGUUUUUUCUUGGUUCAAAGAGUCAGGCCCAUGUUCGUUCCUUGCGUUCCACACCGGACUUUACUUCAUCGCAGGGGAAUGAAAUUCGACCGUCGAAGAAACAUUUUAAUAAAAGUAAACGCGAGAAAUUACGAAGGAUUUUUGUAUGGUCUGUGGUACAGCAGAACCACUCGAUUAGGGAGGAUUGGCGAGAUUUUAUGCAGGUGGCAGGGCUGGGGAUACGUGUCCCUAAAAUGGGGAAGAUAAUGAAACCUGGGAAAGUGGUGUUGGUAUUGGGUGGGCGUUUUGCUGGCCGGAAAGCAAUUAUUGUGAAAGCGUAUGAUGAAGGAUCAUCUGAUCGUGCAUAUAGUCAUGCGUUAAUUGCUGGCAUUGAUAAGUAUCCAUUAGUGGUUACAAAACGAAUGGGUAAGAAAAAAAUCAAAAAUAGGAGUAAAUUACGUCCAUUUGUCGGUAUUGCUAGCUAUUCCAAUUUGCUUCCAACCCGAUAUUCGGUCGAUGUAUCGUUAGAUAAGAAUUUGGUCAACAAAGACGUUUUGAAAGAGCCUGGAAAAAAACGGCGAGCACGGAUAGAAAUAAAAACGAAAUUUGAAGAACGGUACAAAACUGGCAAGAAUAGAUGGUUCUUCACUAAAUUGCGCUUUUGA
Messenger RNA from Acanthocheilonema viteae, 2448 nucleotides. The record is from the annotation of a GenBank genome assembly. NCBI's taxonomy places the organism in Eukaryota, Metazoa, Nematoda, Chromadorea, Rhabditida, Onchocercidae.